Molecule: messenger RNA, 2300 nt
Organism: Entelurus aequoreus (snake pipefish)
Lineage: Eukaryota; Metazoa; Chordata; Actinopteri; Syngnathiformes; Syngnathidae
Product: gastrula zinc finger protein XlCGF57.1-like
Exons: 2
Coding region: 50-1288 (412 amino acids)
Biological process (GO): regulation of transcription by RNA polymerase II
Molecular function (GO): DNA-binding transcription factor activity; RNA polymerase II cis-regulatory region sequence-specific DNA binding
Source: RefSeq, a predicted model, not a curated record
CGCGCCGGACUUCUAUGGUUGAGGGCUCUUCCGCCUCCUCACCGGACGGAUGCCGGAAGCAGAGAGAAGAUCUUCGGUGCCUGCGACUGUGUUGACAUUUACCUGCUUUUCAGACAUCUGGGGAGAACAUCUCCCGAGCAGCAAGUGGACCUCAAGAAUGGAGCAGGAUAAGCCUCAGCCCCCCUAUAUUAAAGAGGAGGAGGAGCUGCAGUACCCCUUCAUUAAAGGGGAAGAGGAGAAUCCAAAGCAAGCCCACAUUAAGGAGGGGGAGGAGCAACUUACCUCUUACAUAAAGGAGUCGCAUUCCCCCGUCACAUUACAGAGAAAGAGGAGUCAUAGCUCUGCUCACAUUAAAGAGGAAGAGGAGGAACAUAGCAUCAGUCAGGAGGAGUUUGAAGGACUUGAGGAUGACCAAGUGGUCUGUGUUAUCGUGAAGAGUGAAGAUGAUGAGGUCAAAGGUGAAAGUGAGGAGAAGAGAGAGGUGGAGCCUCCAAGCAGCAGCUCAACUCAACAUGUGACAACAGAAGCUGAUGGAGACCACUGUGGAGGAUCACAAGCAGACAAGAUCUUAGCUCCACUAUCAAGGUCACACUCUCCUGACACUGAUGAUGAAGACUCUGAAGCUGAUAAGACACGUCACACUGACAACACACACUUUAAUAAGACAUGUCACACUGACAACACACACUUGACAUGUUCUGACUGUGGCAAAACGUUUAAAUACUGUUGUCAACUGAAAAUACACAUGAGGAUACACACUGGAGAAAAACCUUUUUCCUGCUCAAUCUGUGGUCUAUGUUUUACUCAAAAGCAACAUUUGAUAACACACACAAGAACACACACUGGAGAAAAACCUUUUACCUGUUCAGUCUGUGGGCUAGGUUGUACUCAAAGGCAACAUUUGAUAAUACACACAAGAAUACACACUGGAGAAAAACCUUUUUCUUGUUCAAUCUGCGGCAAAGAUUUUACUCAAGGGUACCAUUUGAAAGCGCACAUGAGAAUACACACUGGAGAAAAACCUUUUUCCUGCUCAAAGUGUGGUAAAGGUUUUGCGCAUAAAAACGUGCUGAAAGGACACAUGACAAUGCACGCUGGAGAAAAACCUUUUUCUUGUUCAAUCUGCGGCAAAGAUUUUACUCAAGGAUACCAUUUGAAAGCGCACAUGAGAGUACACACGGGAGAAAAACCUUUUUCCUGCUCAGAGUGUGGUAAAGGUUUUGCACAUAAAAAUAUGCUGAAAGGACACAUGAAAAUGCAUGUUGGAGAAAAACCUUUCCCCUGUUAAAUCUGUUAAGGUUUUGUACAACAGUGUUUUUUAACCACUGUGCUGCGGCACACUAUUGUACUGUGAUAUAUCGUCUGGUGUGUCCAUGGGAGAUUAUGUAAUUUCACCUAAUUGGGUUACAAAAUAUGUUUUGCAAACCAGUAAUUAUAAUCCGCAAAUAAUGUGCCGUUGUUGAGUGUCUGUACUGUCUAGAGCUCAGCAGAGUAACCAUGUAAUACUCUUCCAUAUCAGUAGGUGGCAGCAGGUAGCUAAUUGCUGUGUAGAUGUCAGGAACAUGGUUUGUGGUGAUAUGCAGACGACAGCGGGAGGCAGCGUGCCGGUAAAAAGGUACCUAACGCUUGAACCAAAAAUAAACAAAGGGCAUUGAAGCUUAGGGAUGGCUAUGUACAACUAAACCAAAACUGAGCUGGCUGCAAAGUAAACAAAAACAGAAUGCUGUACGACAGCAAAGACUUACAGCGUGUGGAGCAGACGGCGUCCACAAAGUACAUCCGUACAUGAUAUGACAAUCAACAACAAAAUAUGAGCGCAAGACAAGAAUUAAAACACUACACUCAGGAAAACACCAAAAAACUCAAAAUAAGUCACGGCGUGAUGUGACAGGUCGUGACAGUACACCUACUUUGAGACAAGAGCUAUAGUGAUGCAUGGUUGGUUAUGGUUUAAAUUUAUAUCCAACAAUUGCUAGAACGACUUUUUAUUGUCAAUAUCAGCUGCUGAGUUUCAUUGUUUUAUGUUUUCUGCUCUGGGGGUGCCUCAAGAUUUUUUCAAUGAAAAAAAUGUGCCUUGGCUCAGAAAAGGUUGGAAAAACACCGUUGUACAAAAUCAAUAUUUGAAAGUACACAUGAGAAGACACACUGGUGAGAAAGUGUUGAGUUGGUGAAAGAUUCUCGUCUAAGUUCAAGUGUGCUAGUGAGAACAGCAGCAGCAAAUGAAGCUGCAGGAUUUGAAAUAAACUGUGAAAACUUAACUUUGACAAACGUUGAUUCUGCCAAGCCCGUUUCCCUUGGCU